Messenger RNA from Mizuhopecten yessoensis (Yesso scallop), 3808 nucleotides. RefSeq names its product endoplasmic reticulum-Golgi intermediate compartment protein 3-like. The record is from RefSeq and is a predicted model, not a curated record. Gene Ontology annotation, biological process: retrograde vesicle-mediated transport, Golgi to endoplasmic reticulum; endoplasmic reticulum to Golgi vesicle-mediated transport. The transcript has 13 exons. Bases 92 to 1258 code for a protein of 388 amino acids. Gene Ontology annotation, cellular component: COPII-coated ER to Golgi transport vesicle; endoplasmic reticulum membrane; endoplasmic reticulum. Lineage: Eukaryota; Metazoa; Mollusca; Bivalvia; Pectinida; Pectinidae.
UCUACUUCCUGUUUAAAAGCCGACACGUUCGGUUGUUCAAUUCGUCAAAUCUUUAUAACAUUUGUUGUAUGACAGAAAAAGGAAAUACGCUAUGGAGAAAAAUUCGAUAUUGGAAAGACUGCGCCAAUUUGAUGCAUACCCAAAAACGCUUGAAGAUUUCCGCGUGAAAACCUUUGGCGGAGCUACGAUUACCAUUUUUAGUGGACUGCUGAUGUUUGUCCUGUUCCUGUCAGAGUUAAAUUAUUAUCUGACUACGGAUAUCCAACCAGAGUUAUUUGUUGACACCACCAGAGGCCAGAAACUCAACAUCAACAUCAACGCUACUUUUGCAAAAAUACCAUGUGCAUAUCUCAGUAUAGAUGCCAUGGAUGUUUCUGGCGAACAGCAACUUGAUGUUGACCACCAUUUGUUCAAACAGCGACUCGAUCAGGAUGGCAAUAUCAAAGAUGACAAGCCAGAGAAAGAAACACUAGGAGAUCAAUCUAAAGACAUAGUAGAGACGGUUACAAAGGCACUUGAUCCAAGUCGCUGUGAGUCUUGUUAUGGAGCAGAGACAGAUGGUAAAAAGUGUUGUAACAACUGUGAGGAUGUAAGGGAGGCGUACAGGAAGAAAGGCUGGGCAUUCAAUAACGCGGAGGGGAUCUCGCAGUGUGAACGUGAGGGAUGGUCAGACAAAAUGAAGUCGCAGAAGAACGAAGGAUGUCAGGUGUACGGCUAUCUGGAGGUCAAUAAAGUAGCUGGUAACUUCCAUUUUGCUCCAGGAAAAAGCUUCCAGCAACAUCAUGCUCAUGUUCAUGACCUGCAAGCAUUUGGUGGACAGAAAUUUAAUAUAACACAUGCCAUCCAACACCUUUCCUUUGGUAAAGAUUACCCAGGCAUCAUCAACCCGCUGGACAAUACUAACCAAGUCGCCGAGGAAGAUCAGAUGAUGUUCCAAUACUUUGUAAAAGUAGUCCCAACGACAUAUGUUAAAACCAAUGGCAAGACACUUUUCACCAACCAGUAUUCUGUGACAAAACAUUCCAAGGUGGUAGGAGCGGCCACAGGGGAAAGUGGCCUUCCUGGUGUGUUUGUCAUGUAUGAGUUAUCUCCCAUGAUGGUUAAAUAUACAGAAAAACAUCGAUCAUUCAUGCACUUUUUGACGGGAGUGUGUGCCAUUGUAGGAGGAGUGUUUACUGUUGCUGGCCUCAUUGAUUCCAUGGUUUAUCACUCGGCAAGAGCAAUACAGAAAAAAAUUGAUCUAGGAAAAGCCACAUGAGACUGUGUAAUGUGAUGUUUCGAGGAAAAAUGUGAUAUGAAAAUGAGAGUGGAUUGUAAAUAUGGUAAAAAUUGUUCAAAACUUAACUAAGUAUACAUUAAUUGAAAAUAUUGUUAAUCAUUAUUAUUUUUACCACAAUUGGAGACUUCUUAAUUACCUCCCUUUGUCACACAUAUGUCAUCUUUCCUUCCAUGAGAGGGACUGUCACUGUAGAUCUGAACCCCAAUAUUUUCCUUUUUCUGAAGACAUAUGACUCAGUCUGGUCCAUCUAUCUUAUCAUUCUGACCAGAUUCGUCCAUCUUAGGUGGCAAAAAAGGCCCAUAGAGGUCAAUGCCGAAUGUUUAUAGCAUGUAAUGCAAAUGAUACUACAAAUAACACCUUAUAACACCUCACAAAGAGGUGUGAAACCCGGUCAAGCCUGACCUAAUUAGCUGUAAUGACCCCUAAAGCGUUUGUCAUUGGUCAUUGGUUGAAUGAACAGGAUAAUUAAGCUCAUGACAGUCACUGGCUCUUUAGUUGUACUUCUGGAAUGCAACAGUUAAAGGUGUGAAUAAUCUUUAAAAAUGAUAUAAGAUGAUCAUUGAUUGAUAAACUAUGUUUCACUGUACCAUGGAACUGAAGAAAUGCUGCAAACAGUUUUCUACGGUUUCAUCCCCCUUAUGGGAUGGUCCAGAGAUUGACAUGUAUGUUAUCAAAUGCUCUUGUUUAAUCCUCUGUGAAUAUAAAUUGGUUUGAGAGUUUUUUUUCUCAUUAAAUGUAAUUUAUAUGCAAUUGAUGACAUACAUUAAGACAUUUGUAUGUGAAGUAUUUCAUUUGUUGUUGAUAGAAUGUUAUAAUAACAGUUUUCUGUCUGCCUAAAUUUUGGUGUGAGAGAUAAAUUCAGGUCCAUACAUCCAGCUGGUACUGUCUCGGUGUUUAAGUCAGUUAUAGGCUAUGUACUACGGUCAAACAACAUCAUAUGUUUCUGCUCCUUUUAUGAGUACAGCAUUUUGUAUGACUUUUUAUGACCCUGACCUUGGCCUCUGUUUCUUAGUGUAGGAGCAGGUCAUCAGUGUCUUGUUGAAACUUAAAUAGUUUACUCUCCGGUUAAUGUAAACUUUAGUAUAUUUAUAGAAAAAGAAAGAAAAAAACCCGUCAAUUUACGUAUAGAGAGAUUCAGGCCAAAAAGAAGGGAAUACAUCAAAAAAUUUUGGAAUAAUUUUGGUAAUUUGGAAUCGAACCGUUAUGACAAAAAUAUGGAAUUUAUUUAUCGAGGCGGGACAGUCAAAAUAUAUGGUUAUCUGACAAAACUGUUUUUAAUCCUAAUUCGUAUUCAUCCUAAUUUAGUUGACAUUUCCAUGUGAAAUUUGUUGAAUACCGUUUAUAUCAUACUCCAUUUCAAUUAAUAGUUAAUUACAUUAAAAUAAAAUAAAUGUUCAAUGAGAAAAAGGAGUCAUUAGAUAAUGUCAUGCAAAUCUUUAAUUAAAAUAAGUACACGGUUUCAUAAUUUCAAUAUUUGCUGUUUAUUUAUGAAGAAAAUAUUUAUAGGAAUGUCAUGUACAAUCAAACAUCGAUGUCUGCGGUUUUCAUAUAAAGAAAAUAUUGAUAUAAAUGUCAUGUACAAGGUAGAAUAUAUAUUUACUAUUGAAUUCAAACAUUGCUAUCAUUGAUAUAGAUGCUGUGUAAAAGGUAUCAUAUGUUUCAGUUUUGAAUUAAACAUUGAUUUAUGCUGUUUAUUUGAAAAGAAAACAAUAAUAUAAACCCCAUCACGACUUGUUGGAGUAGGAACCAAGUUAUAUCAGUUUAUGUCAUCAUUUCAUCUAGGAUUGUCAAUGAUACACAUCUUUUGUGUAUCGUUCAGUGCAGAACGUAAUUACUACUACGUAGAGAAUCGAAUUUAAAUGCUGCCAAUGUUAAAAAACGUUAACGUUGUGAAACGGACAUGUAGAUCAGAAAUCGAGUUUGAUGUGAAAUUAUGUAGACUUUCUUAGUGUGAGCUUUCAAAAUCGCAACAGAAAACAUAGAGAAAUUAAAGGUUCUAUGUAACAUGUGAAAUUUUCUUAAUUGGCAAAUAAAGUCUGAAAAUACACACAAAAAGAAUAUUGAUACUUCUUCAUUCCAACUGUGCAAUGGUGUCUCUGCUGUAUAGAAUGAGUUCUAGCAGGUACCAAUCAUGUAUAGAAUGAGUUCUAGCAGGUACCAAUCAUGUAUAGAAUGAGCUCUAGCAGGUACCAAUCAUAGCUAUGUUGAAUUCAAUCCUAUUGUUCUCUGGAUUCUAUGUGAUACUUUCACAAGAAUAUGUUCUCUUCAUUUUACUUAUACUGUAAUAGAAAAAAAUGAUGUAUGGGUGUUAUUACCAGGCACGUGUCCUUAUAUAUAAAUAAUUAAAUAUAAGACAUUUUUAUUUCAAACUAAAGACAUUUUUAUUUCAAACGAAUUGGAAUAUAUCUUGCAAAGAUCCAGCCAUCAUAUUGAGAUACAACUAAGCUUGAAAAAAAGUCAUUUGCAAAUAUAUUAUAAAUGAAGCCUUCUCUUUGUGUACAUUUUUAUACUAGGUAAUUAUAUAAAAGU